This is a messenger RNA of Anolis sagrei ordinatus, 12695 nucleotides long. RefSeq names its product adhesion G protein-coupled receptor L1 (gene ADGRL1). Gene Ontology annotation, biological process: adenylate cyclase-activating G protein-coupled receptor signaling pathway; cell surface receptor signaling pathway; heterophilic cell-cell adhesion. Lineage: Eukaryota; Metazoa; Chordata; Lepidosauria; Squamata; Anolidae. The record is from RefSeq and is a predicted model, not a curated record. Gene Ontology annotation, molecular function: latrotoxin receptor activity; carbohydrate binding; G protein-coupled receptor activity. Gene Ontology annotation, cellular component: presynaptic membrane; plasma membrane; axon.
CGUGCGCGACCCCCUGCCUGCCUGCCUGCCUCUCGCGCUCAGUCGCGCGCUCCUUUCCUUCCUUCCUUCCUUUCCUCUCUUCCUUCAGCCUCGCGCGCUCCCAACCGCCAUCCCGCCCGCGUGCCAGGGAGGGAAGGAGGGGGCUGCUUGCGGGGCUGGCUGGCUCUUUCCUCCUCUCUCUCCGCCACUGCCUCUCCAAAAUGCCCGGGCCGCUUUCCACGGAUGGAUGUAUUUUAAGCCUUCUUUUCUCAGCCCUAGGCGAGGCGCUUCGCCUGCGGGAGGCGUCCGCCGGUGACAUCUUCUUGUCGGGGGAAGAAGGAAGGCUUUGAUUUGGCCCCUUCCUCUCUCCCCUCCCCUCCUUCUCCUCUCCCUCCUCCCUUCUGCUCUUUUGGGAGGGGGCGGCUGCAAGCAAACAACAACAACGACCAGGAAAAAAAAAAUAGGGACAGAGGCUGGUUUCUUGCAGCGGGCGCCUCUUUCUCUGCUCUCUCCCUCUUUCCCUCCCUCCCACUCGAGUCCGUGGUCCCGGCGUCUGUGUGUGUGAGAGAGAGGAAGAGGGAAGGAGAGUGUGUGUGUUCUCGCGCUCCCCCCUCCACGCUUCUCUGAAACCGACGCCCCGAGGGAGGCAGGAAGGAGGGAGGGAGGGAGGGAAGGAGGGGGAGCCAUCGGAAGGAGAGCCAGACCGCGCUGCCUCGCAGCCUCCCACCGACCGACCGACCGCCUGCCUCGUGUUUCCGGAGACCCGUGGGGCUCCUGCCCUGCCUCACCGGCAGCGGCACCAAGGGCUGCGGGAUGGAUUAGGCAGACCUGGAUGGAGGCGCCCGGCAGAGCUGGACCGCCGAAGAUGGGAGAGGAUCGCUGGGCCCUUUUGGUCUGAAGUCAGCCAUCCUUCCAAGAGCCGAUCCCAAAUGAGAUGGAUGAUUGCUGCAAAUCUGUGGGAUUUCAUCUUCUCCAAAGGGGUGUGGGAUGGAGCAGUCUGGCAAGGCUGGAUGCCGCCUGCUGUUACGUCCCUCGCUCUGGGAUGACUAAAGUGGCCCUCAGUUGCUGACAGUCCCAGCAUUGAGUGCAGCAUGGCCCGGCUCAUCCAUGCCCUCUGGAGCCUCUGCAUCACUACCGUCCUUGUCACUUCAGCCACCCAAGCAGGUCUAAGUCGUGCCGGCUUACCCUUUGGUCUGGUUCGACGAGAACUGGCAUGCGAGGGCUAUCCUAUUGAGCUUCGCUGCCCAGGCAGUGAUGUCAUCAUGGUGGAAAAUGCCAACUAUGGACGCACGGACGACAAGAUCUGUGAUGCUGACCCUUUUCAGAUGGAGAACGUCCAGUGCUACCUUCCAGACGCCUUCAAAAUUAUGUCCCAAAGGUGUAAUAAUCGGACACAGUGUGUCGUGGUGGCUGGCUCAGAUGCUUUUCCAGACCCUUGUCCUGGCACCUACAAGUACCUGGAGGUCCAGUAUGACUGUGUCCCCUACAUAGAAGUGGAACAGAAAGUUUUCGUUUGCCCGGGGACGCUGCACAAGAUCUUGGAACCUACUUCGGCUCAUGAGUCAGAGCACCAGUCUGGAGCCUGGUGUAAGGACCCACUUCAAGCUGGAGACCGUAUAUAUGUCAUGCCAUGGAUCCCUUACCGGACAGACACACUGACAGAGUAUGCUUCAUGGGAGGACUAUGUGGGUGCUCGACACACCACCACAUAUCGCCUCCCCAACAGGGUUGAUGGCACAGGCUUCGUAGUGUAUGAUGGAGCAGUCUUCUACAACAAGGAGCGGACACGAAACAUUAUCAAGUAUGAUCUACGAACUCGCAUUAAAAGUGGAGAGACAGUCAUUAACACAGCUAACUAUCAUGACACUUCACCCUACCGUUGGGGCGGCAAGACUGACAUUGAUCUGGCUGUGGAUGAAAAUGGGUUAUGGGUCAUCUAUGCUACUGAAGGCAACAAUGGACGGUUAGUGGUAAGCCAGCUCAAUCCCUACACACUUCGCUUUGAGAACACGUGGGAGACUGGCUAUGAUAAGCGCUCAGCAUCCAAUGCUUUCAUGGUGUGUGGGGUGCUCUAUGUUGUCCGGACAGUCUAUGUGGACGAUGACAGUGAGGCAGCUGGUAACCGUGUUGACUAUGCUUUUAACACUAACAUGAACCGUGAGGAACCCAUCUCGUUGACCUUCCCAAAUCCCUACCAGUUCAUCUCUUCCAUUGACUACAACCCCCGUGACAAUCAACUUUAUGUAUGGAACAACUACUUCGUCUUGCGGUAUUCCCUUGAGUUUGGCCCACCUGACCCUAGCACUGGCCCUGUCACCUCGACACCACUUAGCACUACAACCACCACUCAUCUAACCACAGUCACAAGCACAAUUUCAUCAGCUGCCACAACAACAACACGGCAAGCUCCCCUCACCACCCAUCCCAUUGGUGCCAUAAAUCAGAAGGGCACAGAGCUGCACCCAGUUACAGCCGUUUUGCCCAGCACUCGCCGCCCACCAGCAAACAAUCAGCAUCUCUCUCCGGAGCUCUUCUGUGAGGCUAAGGAAGUGCGGCGUGUCCAAUGGCCAGCCACACAGCAAGGCAUGCUGGUUGAAAGACCUUGCCCUAAGGGCACAAGAGGGAUUGCUUCCUUCCAGUGUCUUGCAACUCUUGGAAUCUGGAACCCGCGGGGACCUGAUCUCAGUAACUGCACAAGUCCUUGGGUCAAUCAGGUGGCACAGAAGAUCAAGAGUGGAGAAAAUGCAGCCAACAUUGCCAGUGAGCUUGCCCGGCAUACACGAGGUGCCAUCUAUGCUGGAGAUGUCAGCUCCUCUGUCAAACUGAUGGAGCAGCUCCUGGACAUCUUGGAUGCACAGCUUCAGGCACUACGCCCCAUUGAGAGAGAAUCAGCUGGCAAGAACUACAACAAGAUGCACAAAAGAGAAAGGACAUGCAAGGACUACAUCAAGGCUGUGGUGGAGACAGUGGACAACCUGCUGCGACCUGAGGCACUGGAGUCCUGGAAGGACAUGAAUGCCACAGAGCAAGUGCACACAGCCACCAUGCUGCUUGACAUUCUGGAGGAAGGAGCCUUCCUGCUGGCUGACAAUGUCAAAGAGCCUGCCCGUUUUGUCACUGCCAAGAAUAAUGUGGUGCUGGAGGUCUCAGUGUUGAAUACGGAAGGGCAGGUGCCGGAUAUUGUGUUCCCACAUGAACACACCACCAGAAAUUCCAUUCAGCUGUCAGCCAACACAAUCAAGCAAAACAGCCGCAACGGGGUAGUCAAGGUUGUUUUUAUUCUCUACAAUAAUCUGGGAUUUUUCCUCUCUACUGAGAAUGCUACCAUCAAACUGGGUAGUGAGAUUGGUCCACUUAGUCCCUCGCUGGUUGUCAACUCACAAGUUAUUGCUGCCUCCAUCAACAAGGAAUCCAGCCGUGUCUUCCUGAUGGAUCCUGUCAUCUUCACCCUCUCCCACUUAGAGGACAAAAACCAUUUCAAUGCCAAUUGCUCUUUCUGGAACUAUUCGGAGCGCUCCAUGAUGGGUUACUGGUCCACACAGGGGUGCCGGCUGGUGGAGACCAACAAGACUCACACCACUUGUGCAUGCAGCCACCUCACCAACUUUGCUGUGCUUAUGGCACACCGUGAAAUUUACCAGGGCCGCAUUAAUGAGCUACUGCUAUCAGUCAUCACAUGGGUGGGCACUGUGAUUUCUCUCGUCUGCUUGGCCAUUUGUAUCUCUACCUUCUGCUUCCUGCGUGGGCUACAGACUGACCGCAACACCAUCCAUAAAAACCUCUGCAUCAAUCUCUUCAUCACUGAGCUACUCUUUCUCAUCGGCAUUGAUAAGACACAGUACGAGAUUGCCUGCCCUAUCUUUGCUGGACUGCUGCAUUACUUUUUUCUGGCAGCUUUUUCCUGGAUGUGCCUGGAGGCCAUCCAUCUUUACCUCAUGUUGGUUGAGGUCUUUGAGAGCGAGUAUUCCCGUAAGAAAUACUACUACUUGGGAGGCUAUUGCUUCCCUGCCCUGGUUGUCGGUAUUGCUGCUGCCAUCGAUUACCGCGGCUAUGGUACCGAGAAAGCAUGCUGGCUUCGAGUAGAUAACUACUUCAUCUGGAGCUUCAUUGGACCUGUCUCUUUUGUCAUUGUUAUCAACCUGGUAUUCCUCAUGAUCACUCUGCACAAGAUGAUCCGCAACACAUCUGUCCUCAAGCCUGACUCGAGCCGACUGGACAACAUCAAGUCUUGGGCACUCGGGGCCAUCACUCUCCUUUUUCUCCUGGGACUCACUUGGGCAUUUGGCCUCCUCUUCAUCAACAAGGAGUCUAUUGUCAUGGCCUACCUCUUCACCACCUUCAAUGCUUUCCAGGGCAUGUUCAUAUUCGUAUUUCAUUGUGCACUACAGAAAAAGGUUCAUCGGGAAUUCAGCAAAUGCCUGCGUCAUGCAUCCUGCUGCCUACGGAGCCCACCAGGAGCCAACCUGGGCUCCCUCAAGACCUCGGCUAUCCGCAGCAACAACCGUUACUACACUGGAACACAGAGCCGAAUCCGGAGAAUGUGGAAUGAUACUGUAAGGAAACAGACUGAGUCCAGCUUCAUGGCAGGUGAUCUCAACAGCACACCAACCCUUAAUCGAGGGACAAUGGGAAACCACCUGCUAACCAAUCCCGUGCUGCAGACACGGGGCGGGACCAGUCCCUACAAUACACUCAUUGCCGAGUCUGUGGGUUUCAACCCCGCUUCACCUCCUGUCUUCAACUCCCCAGGGAGCUUCCGAGAGUCCAAGCACCCUCUGAACAACAGCCGAGACGCCUGUGGCAUGGACACCCUCCCGCUCAAUGGCAACUUCAAUAACAGCUACUCCCUCCGCAGCGGUGACUUCUCAGCCGAUGGCACCAAGAUGGCUGAUUGUCGACGCAACCUGAGUGACGCUGCUGCCUUUGAAAAAAUGAUCAUCUCUGAGCUGGUGCACAACAACUUGAGGGGGGGAGGCAGUGGUGUGGUCAAGGGAGGUGGGGGUUCCACCGAGACCCCCAACCCCCCUGGGCCACCUCCCCCUCCCAAUGUAGGAGCAGGGGGAGGGGGUACCAACAAUGAGGAUGAUGCCAUUGUGCCUGACGCCCCUUCCUUGACCCAUGAGGAGAACAUGGAAAUUGAACUCAUGUACAAGGCCUUAGAGGAGCCGCUCUUGCUUCAGAGGGCACAAUCCAUCCUCUAUCAGAGCGACCUGGAGGAGUCGGAGAGCUGCACAGCUGACCUGACAGAGGGGGGUGAUGGCCAAGCCCCUUCGCCUAACAGGGACUCUUUAUACACCAGUAUGACUAACCUGAGGGACUCCCCAUAUCCGGACAGCAGCCCCGAGGCAGUUGGGGAAGUACUUCCUCAUGCCCAAGCCAUCAAUGAAAUCUACUACACCAACCGGCCAGCCUUGGUGCCACGCAACCAGCUCCAGGCCUACUACCAAGUUCGAAGACCCAGCAAUGAUGGCUAUUUGGUCCCAGGAAGCUUAGAAAACCCAGCAGUGGAGGGAGAUGGCCAAAUGCAGCUGGUGACCAGCCUCUGAGGAGCUGAAAAGGGACUGAGGGACCACAUCCCCCCCCCCAACCCCAAUACAGCAUCUUUGCUGUGACCUGGACAUUUUCAUUUUUUUCCUGGAGGAAAGGGUGGGGAAGAAGAGAAUGAAGCAGGGCAGGGGAACAAAUAGAGAUGGGGUGGUGAAAGGAAGAGCUGAGGCAGAGGGCUUCUCCAAGAGGGAGGGCAGCCAUUUUCUCCGUCUUUCCUUCCAUCCAAUUAAUUUUCCAGACACAGAGUGGCACAUUACCUAUUUGGUUAUAUCAGUUUAUUUUUCAGACAAAUGCAAUUGAAGAAUGAGAACACUAUUUAGGCAAAAUAAUAAUAAAUGAUCAGACAUAUCUCAACAAUACCUCCUAGAUGGGUGGGUGGGGAUGGAACAAUAAAUUGAAAAUGUUUAAAAGUCAAAAUAAUUAAUUUUUUAAAACCAGUAUAAAAGCUAAAGCCAUGAGGGUGCCACAUUCAGAAAAUGGGGCACUUGCUGUGCCUCCUGGCUCAGCACCAUGCCUCCCCCCCCCCUUCCUGACCCUUGACUUUAUUGGUGUGUCUUUCAGAAAAAUAUAAGGGACAAACAAGAGCUCACAGCCCUUGACCUUAGAUGUAAACAUUGCCAAAAAAAAUUAAAAGGGAAAGGUACAAAAGAGAGGAAAGGUUGUUCAGAGAAUCCUAAACCCAGAACCUGCCUUCCAAUAAUUCAUGGCUUAUUGACAGGAUUUGUAUUUAAGUUUCUACUUUCUUUCAGUAUGGCAGAGCCACAGGAAAGUUACAUUUGUUUCUUUCUUUUUAAGCCUGCAUAGGAAUGUUUGACUUGCACCAUCAUUUCUGGGGAAGAGAGAAGAAGUAGGAUCAAGGUGGCUAUCUUUAGACUUCAUUUUUAUUUAUUCUGGUUGCAUUUGGGAGCAGCCCCUCAUAGUGCUUUGCUGUGGUCACCUGAGAUGAAAUGCAAUCUCACAAAACAAAAGAUGGAGGAGGGAGGGGAGCCGGGGCCCUUCAUCCUGCGUGAUCCAUUUAACUUGGUUCCAUUCGCAGUUGGCUAACCCACCACCCAAAAUGGCCUGCUGAGAACCUGCUCCAAAAUUAAGCAGUGAUGCAAGAAGAAUAAUCUUCUUUCUGUUUCAUUCCUGCCUAUAAAGAAGCAAACUUCAGGAGUACCUUACAAUGCAAAUAUGGCUGCUGUCCGAACACAUUUGGGACCAUGUGGGGAGAAAUAGAAGAGUGCCGAUUUUCCCCUAAACUGGAUGGAUUGUCUUUCAGAAAAAAAUGACAAAACAAACAAACAAAAACAGCAACAACAGGAACGGAAAAAAAAACACUAACCCAGACUGCACUUUUUUCCCCAAAGGAAAAAGAAAUAGGAAAGUCUCCCUCUUCAAGCACAACUCCGACUUUUCUCACCAGCUCUCAUCCCAAGAGAGUUUGGGAAGCCACCAGUCUCACCUGGAGGCAUCAUAUCUCUGGGGCGGGCGGUGGGCGGGGUCAAAGUGGGGUUGGGAAGGGGAUGUGUGAUACCAAUUGAAAUGCUGUAAAUACGGAAUCCUAAAAACAACAACAAAGAAUUGAUUUGCUCACUUGAAAAAGGAAACAAAACCAAGGAACUUUUUUGUCUGGGUUUUCAAUAUAUCUAUAUCUAUAUAAUAUAUAUAGAUAUAUAGCACGCAACUCUGCUCUGGCCCCACGUGCGGUUGCGGGAGUAUGAACGGGAAAACAGAAAUCCCAGUUUUGAUGGAGAUGAUGCGGGGAGCCCACCAAGAGCAGAUUUUUACAAUCAAAAAAGGAAAAAAACAUUUUGGCACAAUUUUUAUGUAAUAUAUAACAUAUACUGCGUCAUUUCUGUGACCUUGAAGCAUUUCCCCUUUCCUGCCAGAUGAGGUACCUUUUUCAUACAUCUCUACAUGAAGUUGGUUAUUUUCUCAUUUACUGCCACUUUGGAAUUGUGGGUGGAAAAAUAUAAAAAAAAACAUUUUUUACUGCAAGACCCAAAGAUGCUGUAAUUCUGUAGUUUCCAUGAGAAACUUUUCCUUUUGGGAAUUUGGGGGCAGGGGACAGAAUGUUGUUUCAUUUCACUUUUUUAAAGCAACAACAUCAUUUGUAUUUAUUUUUAAACCUUUUUCUGGUUACAAUAUAUUGAAAAAGAAAAGGAUGUGAGGUUUUGCUACAUAGAGCCUUGACUGUUCAUUUUUUGUUUUAUUUGUGUUUCUUUGUCACCUCCCAACUAGUAGCUAGCAUUCAUGAGAAAUUGUCAAAAGCAUCGAGGGUUUGGCAUUGCUGAGGACUGCCUUCCUAGGUGUAUGCAGGGCCUUCCCUUUAUUUCACUGUACUGUGUUGGGGAAGAAAAGCCACCAGUGAACUCCUUGGCAUUACUUUCCAUCAUUUUGCCAAGUGCCACUGCUAAGACCCAAGGACUCAAUACUAAAUUGCUCUGGAUGGAGGGAGCACAACCCACUGGUUUCUCCUUCUCCAUCAGGUGAUAAAUCUAAUCCUGAUAUUAGCAGAAUUUACAUAUUUAUUUGUCUUCAGAUGCUCAAUAAUCCUCUGAUUUGUCAUUUCUAGCCUUUUUGUGUAGUCCAGUCCCAUAGCAAAUGCAUGCUUCCGGCACCCAAAAACAGCCCUUCAGCAUUUUUGGUAAAGAAAAGCAUGCCCUAUUGCUCAAAUCUGGGGUUUUUUUUUUCCCUAUCAAGAGCUGAGAUAGUGAUUGACUAUAGCCAGCAACAGUGAAACAGACAAAAGUGCAUGUGCUGAGUAAGCUCUGCCUUUGGAACAUGUCCUGCUCAAGUCUGUUAGAUUACCUUUUAACUCUAAAAUAAAAUAAUUUAAUACAGCUUUCGAGCACAGAGCUUGAACAAAACACCUUUUAGAAACUAGGGAGCCAGCAUGUUGUAGAAUUACUCACUUUUCCACUUAGGGGUUUCUGCUUCCUGCCAGACAUCCCCAGCCCAAACCACAUGGUUAUUGCACUUCUGCAUUGAGAAGCAGGAGAGUUGCAAAUCUUUUGUUUUCUCAUCUGGUUAAUUCCUUCAGAAAUCACAGUAGGUUGGGCCCUACUUUAUUGUUUUACAGGAUUUGGGUUGUAUUUUUCCUUGGGAUCUUUUUGCAUGAAAGUUGGAAGAUUCCUGAUAAACAUAUCUGCCCAAAUGCCUUUCUGACACUCUUGGUCCAGAAGUAACUGGUUCCCUUUUUUAGCCUUGUAAAGACAAGUUCUCACCAUCUACCUGUUUUCUCCCCAGACUAGUUCUGAUCAGUCCUCUCCCAAAUACCAAAUAGCCUUAUUCACCCCACUUUCAUUUGCUGCAUUGGUCCAAAGAAGGUUCAGGAACCUUCUUGCCAUUUUUACUAAGAGGUACCUCUGUCUGGAAACCUCAUAUUUAAAAACAACCAAAACCAAAGACAUAUCUGCCCUCUUGUACCCAGUCAGGAGUAAAGUGGUGGAGACUGAAUAUUUAGCAGCUCAAGGCUUUGCACUUUCCAGCUCAGUCUUAGCUUAGAGUUGCUUAAACCACAGUUCAGAUUUGGACAUUGAAUUGGAAGGAAAACAGUGCUGCUGCUUGUUCCGCCCUGACAAAAGAGUAAUGGGAGAAUGUGAACCAGCUCUUUGGAGGAUUCGGCUGUAAGAUAAAGGCUUUUAGCAUCCUGACUUGGGGAUCGAUCUUGAUGCCACCAGCUGUGAGAGUGGUGACACUGAGCCUCUUUUAUUUUGUUGGUUGCAACCUUUGGGCCUUAUCAUUGCCCAAUUUCUUUUUCCAUUGUUUACCUCAGUGCAAAGUACUACUUACCCUGUGUGACUAUACAGCUUGUGAGUUGCAUGGACACACAGCCAUUGUAAGUUUGGGCUUGAAGGCAAAAGCUAAGAAGAAUCCUGUAGGGGAGCGCAAAGGCAAGUUGUUCUGGAACAGAGGAGAGGAGAUAUUUUCUCCUCUGGUGCCAAAGGGGACAGUGGGGAGGGUUGUCCAGGACCAGUUCCAGGACUGAAAGUGUCAUGAGCAGAGUACCUUUGGGUGAGUAUCUCCUAUUCUGUUGCCACUGCAGCAGGAGAAGCUCUCCCAAUAAUGGUGGCUCGAGUCUGGGUGUUUUUUUCAAAAAAAUUCCCCACAGUACUUCUGACACAAGGGAGUUACACUGCCUUGAGGGUCUUAUGGGCUGUUUAAAUUUCAACCAUGGGGUGCUAGAAACCAUGCUUUGAAAAGAAGAUGCAGGAUAGGCAUUAGCCAGUGGUGGGCCCUAAACCCAAAUAUCUGCCCAUGGAUAUAAUGGAUUGGCACUGGAACUGCCCGCUCCUAUUAUCAUCUAACCACCCACUCACUCCACCUUGGUUAGUAUUCCAGCUUCUAACCACUAAGAUUAGGUCUGGAAAAACUAGCUAAGCAGCUCAGUGCAGAGAAAUGAAGCUACUAUUUGGACAGGAUGUUUCCAAAAAGAAAAGAAUACAUAGUUUGCUCAGACUGUAAUUAUUUUGAGAUGCUGCUUUCAUUUUUCAUUCCAUUCAACAUCAUUUUAAAAACUCUUUUCUACCCCAACCCUACCCCUGUCCUCCUUUGUAAGGAUGGUUUUUGAAGCCUUUGACAAUUUUAGUUACUCCUUUUUUACCUUUUCCUUUUCUUCAGUCUUUGGGAGGCGGGGCAGAAUUUCAAACUAAUUCUGGGUGCAUCAAAGAUAAUCAGAAUGAUAUAUUGCAACUUUUAUUAUUUUUAAUCAUUUUCCUAUUAUUCAAUGCAAAAUUGUUAAAAAUAAUGAGCAGCCACAGCAAAGGUGAUCUUGCAUUUUCUCUUUGCUCUCAUUUUUCCUUUUGUUAUCUUUUAACUUCAAUGGGAGUUUGUGUUUCAGUCAGUGAAGAUGACUUUCCCUUGUAUACAACUCUGACAAUACCAAUCUCCUCCAAUUCAUGGGAGAGGGGGAGAGAAAGGAGCUCACUUAUUCAAAGGGUAGAGGUUUGAUCCUUAGGGCUUUCCUCUGGUUCUGCAUGAUGCAGAAAUCUGGCAGCAUGUCUUGGGUCUAAUAGUGCAAGGUCUGGAAGGACUGCCCAAUAUAAGCAGCAUUGUCAUUCUGUGUUGGAAUGAAUAGGACAGGGAGAUAUAUUGGGCUCUGUACAGAUUGAUUACUACCAUAUCUUUGUACAGAAUUCAUUUUUUGUAUUCGUAUCUUUUAUUUUAUCACUGAAGUCUUACUUUGGCAAUUACCUUUUUAAAAGGUAUCAUAUGUUGUUAGUGGGGAAAGGAGUCAGGAAAGAUUAUGUGAUGGUUCCAUACCUUGUGAGCCUCAUGAGGUGGCAAUUGCCAAACUGUUUUCAUGGCUGCAGAGGGCAAGACCUUCUUAAUAAUGAGAGAGCCCAUGAAGCUUCCCAUUCAACAGUUUCUACUGUUGGCCACAGAUCUAGCCAUGGCGGACACUUCUUUUUGCUAACAGCCCAUCAAGCUGAAGCUUCUGGACUACAGUUUCUCUUUCUUUAUCCUCUCAUCAAAGACUUAUGCAAAUCUGUGAGCUCAACUCACUUUAGUAAAAAGUAUUCCUGCUGGCUUCUCAAAAGCCAUCUACCAUCACUGCCUUGGUGCCAUUAAGACCAAUGGGCUAGUUAACCCCAAUUAAUCCCCAUUAGCCUUUGGGCCAACAUAUCAUGGAGAAGAUGAGACAUCGUCUAGGGCAAUGGCUCCCAUUCUUUGGAAAAUAGUUGGGGACCACCAGCCUCUAUGCCUCACACCUACUGCCCUGCACUCUGCUCAUCUAGGCCACCUCUGCCACCUCUCUAAUUGGCUGCCAACAAGUCAAAAUGAGGGGCACUUAUGCACAAGCUAGUUUAGGACAGCACUACCUCUAGGGCAACUUUAGAACUCAGACUGUGCUGUCAAAAAGCCAUUCUGAGCUGGAAUCACUGGGCAUAGCAGGACCCAGGCCCUCUUUCCUUCUUGCAUGGGGGUGAAAUGCCCAUCCUUCUCUGCCAGAAACUCUCAGGUUUCACCAACUCCGAGAGUGGAUUCUUUUCAAAGUCUGUUGGGGCGAGGGGGGGGGGGUGGUGGUGACAGCUAUAAAACCUAACAACUCUUGAAAGUGGAGAAUCACUUGCCUUCCCCAAACUGUAUGAACAAAGCAUAUGGUUGAAACAGGGAAUCCAUAUGAUUUGUUACAGUGAUGUCUCCUGCUGGCUAAGACAGCCUUGGAAAGGUUCCGUAUACUCUGUUGACGCAGGCCUAAAUGGUGUAUCCCUGUGUCUUAGAUUGUGUCUCACACUCCUGAGUAUGCAGUAGUUGAAACCAUACGUGCAAGGCAGCCAAAUACCACUUGGUGGGCAAACAUACUAAUUCAUAUUCCACUAGACAGUCCUAGUUAAGGUAGCUAUCAUUAGAGAGAGUGGAGUAAACACCUUUGAAGCAAAUUUGUCUGGGGAAGGGGUAGUAGCAGCUUUCCUCUUGAGACCCUGUCUGCUUCCCUCUGUUGCAAAUGUGCUGUAUAUGUCAUAUGGCCUGUCCUAGGGCCCAACACUGGCCUGCUGUCUCAGGUGUGGUGAAGGCUACAAUCCCAUUGAAAAAAGAGUCAACUGCUAAUCCAGUUAGCUUCUAUAUGGGGAGGACGAUGUGAUAUUGUAUUUUUGUCUCAUGCAGCAAAAUGUUGUGGGCUGGCCCUUACUCUAGAUAUGGGAAUCGUCCUGCCAGAGAGAAGCAAAGCCAUAAUUGCUUACACUGGAACAGGAACAGGAAUAUAAAACAGGAAAGGAUGCCUGUUGACAGAACAGGAAAUCAGAUUAAGUCACAUUGCCUCACGAAAGUUACCCUAGUCUCCAUAGUAAUUCCCAGCAAAAUUUCCCUCCCGUUUAUUGGUGUGAAGCUGUGCCUUUUGAAUGGCAGCAAAAAGGCCUGCGCCCAAGAGCCCAAGGCCUGCUGGGAAGGUUUGUGAUUCAUUCCCUCCCUCAUUGGUCCCUCAAUGUCCCCUUCUACAGGUUGGUGCUGAUCCAUUUCCUAUCUCCACACCAUUGCUUUUGCCCACUUCGCCUUUUUUUGUUCCAUUUCUCUGUCUUUCAGUUCCCUUCCCUUCCUUUCAACAUGCCAAACCAAUUUUGGGUCGAGUGCAUUAAACAGAAAAAAAUAUAAUAAUGAAAAUUUUAAAAAUAUUUAAAAAAUGGAAACUUGUUGAGUUACAAAAAAAAUUAAAACAAUAAAGAAAAUAUGAUUUCUUGGAA